AUGACCGUGGGUACUGCAUAUCAAAACGCUGUACUUACUAUACAUGCAACCGAAGAUAAUAUGCCAUGUUCAAAAGUUGGUUGCGUUUGUUUUAGUUACAGAGGUGUUUGUUCUCAUUCAUCACGAGGAUCGAAUCAUCAUGGAGAAUGUACUGAUGCUGAUAAACAUAAUGGAAUAAUUCGAUGGCAUCGUGGAUGGACAUCGAAAGCUACAUGUGAACAAAUGCGUCAACAACCUGAAACAUAUCUUAAUUUGACAUGCUGCUAUACAGAUUAUUGCAAUAAUCAACCAGGAAAAGUGAUAAAAUUUAUUGACAUACAAACACCAGUUCAAGUGCAUAAUAGUUAUGAUCCUCAAAAUCUACUAUAUUCGUCGAUUCCACAAAAGCCAUCACAACAGUAUAACGAUGCUGAUCACCAAGUUGAACAACCUAUAUCUACCGCGCAUAAACCAUCACAAUGGAAUAACGAUAACGUACAUCAUUCGCAUACAUCUAGAUUGCCAGAUAUGAACAAGCCAUCACAAUCGUAUGAUCGUCAUGUACACCAUUCAACUAGAUCUCGUUUGCCUGACACUAACAAGCCAUCACAAGUGUAUGACAGUGAUGUGAACCAUUCAACUACACCACGUUUAACUGCCAUAGAGCUAUCGUCGCAACGAAAUCAGAGUCACAUACACAAUACCAGUACAUCACGAUUACCUAACACUCAUCGACCGAGUCCAGCUUACGAUAAGUCUUUAUCACAAAAAAACACACUUGCGUCUAGUUCUUUUUCAAGUUGGAUGAUCUUUUUUCUCUUAUUUUUUAUUUUCGCUUUAUAA
Molecule: messenger RNA, 822 nt
Organism: Rotaria sp. Silwood2
Lineage: Eukaryota; Metazoa; Rotifera; Eurotatoria; Philodinida; Philodinidae
Source: the annotation of a GenBank genome assembly